Leptonychotes weddellii (Weddell seal) is the source of this 1811-nucleotide messenger RNA. It is a transcript of the gene BFSP1, whose product is annotated as beaded filament structural protein 1. Gene Ontology annotation, cellular component: intermediate filament; cytoplasm. Lineage: Eukaryota; Metazoa; Chordata; Mammalia; Carnivora; Phocidae. The record is from RefSeq and is a predicted model, not a curated record. Gene Ontology annotation, biological process: lens fiber cell development. Gene Ontology annotation, molecular function: structural constituent of eye lens.
GCGCGCGCUCGACGAGUUCCGCAGCAAGUAUGAAAACGAAUGUGAAUGUCAACUGCUCCUAAAAGAAAUGCUGGAACGGCUUAACAAGGAAGCCGAUGAAGCCUUACUGCAUAACCUACGCCUUCAGAUCGAAGCCCAGUUUCUACAGGACGACAUCAGUGCAGCAAAGGACAGGUACAAGAAGAAUCUUCUGGAAAUUCAGACCUAUGUCACCAUCCUGCAGCAGAUUGUCCAGACCACCCCUCAAGCAUCUGCCAUUACAAGUGGGAUGAGAGAGGAGAAGCUCCUGACAGAACGGGAGGCCGCUGCCCUGCAGAGUCAGCUGGAGGAGGGCCGGGAGGUGGUGUCCCUCCUGCAGGCCCAGAGGACGGAGCUACAGGCCCAGACCUCGGCCCUGGAACAAGCUAUUAAAGAUGCCCAUGAGUGUUACGAUGACGAGAUUCAGCUCUAUAAUGAACAGAUCGAAACCCUGCGGAAGGAGAUUGAGGAGGCCGAGAGGAGCCUGGAGAGGUCUUCCUAUGACUGCCGGCAGCUGGUGGUCGCCCAGCAGACACUGAAGAACGAGCUGGAGCGGUACCAUCGGAUCCUUGAGAAUGAAGGCAACAGGCUGAACUCUGCCUUCAUUGAAACUCCUGUCACCCUGUUCACCCCAAGCCACGGAACCUCUCUCAGUUCUCAGCUUGGUGGGAAAGAUCUCACUAGGGCUGUGCAGAAUAUAACAACAGCAAAACCAAGACAAAAAGGUCUCCCCAAGAACAUUCCAAGGAAAAAGGAGAUCUUAGCUAAAGACAAAGCUGACGAAAGUCUGGAAGACAUAUCCCUGCAAGGUCCAGAAGACACAAAGCCAGUGCAGGUGGUUCCUAAAGAAGAAGGCGAGUCUAAGCUUGAAUUACAAGGUGAUGAAGCUAGUCCCCCAACCCCAGAAGUGGCUCCAGAGGACGUGCCAGAUGGAGGGAAGAUAAGCAAAGCCUUUGGGAAACUCUUCAAGAAGGUCAAGGAUAAAGUGAAAAGCCCCAAAGAACCCGAGCCCCCAGCUGACCUUUUCACCAAAGGGCGGUACGUGCUGGUCUCCGGGGAUGCCAGUUAUGUGGACCCUGGGUUCUAUUCAUCCUCCAUCCCAGCCAAAGGUGGAGUGGUUAUUUCCAUUGAGGAUGACUCUCUGCAUCGUGACAGCCCUGCGGAGCCCUCUCCUGAGCAGCCCGGGCCCCCGCUGGAGAACGGACAGGGCGAUCUUCAGGGUAAAGAAGGUGAACACCCACCCGACCAGCAUGCUGCUGACAAGGAGAACGAGAUUAGUGCCAAAGGAUUGAAAGGGCCUGGGGAGAAACAGGAGGACCAGAAGGAGGAUGAGGCGUCCAGGAAGCCCUGUCCCGUGGUCCCACCUGGUCCGGAGAGACCACCAUCUCCACCCCAGUCUCAAAGGGCUGGAGUCGGUCCGGGUGGAUUGGAGAGGCAUGGGGCAAGGAGUAGCAGCUCGCAGGAGAGAAGCCCCCCCAGGACUUUGGCAUAUGAGAAGGUGGAAGUGAUGGAGUCCAUUGAGAAGAUAACAACUGAGAGCAUUCAGACAUAUGAGGAAACAGCUGUCCUUGUGGAGACCGUGAUUGGGAAGACGAAGGCAAACAAGAAGAAAUUGGGAGAGAAGAGCUCUUAACACUCCUGGGCUUAAUGGGAGACAAUGUCUUUGGGGCCACUGUAGGGGAAGUGCUUUGAUAUUUUAGAACACAGGAUAAAAGAGUGAGGGUUCCUUGUUUGGAUUAGACCCUUCUGACAUUGCCAAUGAAGCCUUAAUUAAAAAGUUUUCUUUGCUCGCA